CAACUGAUUUUGUGCUUUACAGUGCCAAAGUACACAGAAGUCUUUCCGGAUGCAUUCUAUACAGAGGAUGGACAAUUGCAAAGUUUACAUAUCAAUAUAAGUAAUGAGGGACAUGAUCUGGAGUUCAAGCCGAGCAUCACUUCGCUCAUUCCAUCGCAUCUGACUACUGUCUAUCGGAACGGCGAUGGCAGUGGACAGUUGCACGUCAAUUUACAACCGAAGAGUUGUCAUUAUCAACAUCGGUCCAACGAGACGUUCGCUGCCGUUAGCAACUGUGACGGCAAUCUGAAAGGCAUAAUCGUACGUCCAGAAGGAGUUUAUGUGAUACAUCCCGUUCCUGAUCGUCAUGUGCAUCGUUUUAAAAGGAAUAAAGAAUCGAACUCACCGCAUGGAUUACAUGUGUUAUACAAACGUGAGGUGAAGACUGAAGAGGAUUUUUGUGGUAUUGAAUCAGUGAUCUCAUCGAAUGAAUUGACGGAAGACGAGAGUGCAGUUAGUGAGGAUAUUUAUACGGUCGGUGAAAGACUCACUCAAGAGAGCGAUUUAAUCGUGGAAUUGGCGAUUUUCGUUGACGAAUUACUUUGGCGACAUUUUAGUAGUAAAUAUGGUGGAUCGGCGAAUUCCAAAUUAGAAGAUUAUGCGUUAACGAUGUUGAAUAAUAUUCAAAUAAUGUAUCAUCAACCAACAGCCGUACCGCAGUUAACGUUUCACGUUGUACGAUUCGAAGUGCUCACUACACAACCUAGCACAAUGGCAGCACAUUUACACAACAACGGACAUGCACAGAAAUAUCUCGAUCGAUUCUGUCGAUAUCAAAGAACAGCUGGAGCGCGCGACUGGGAUCAUGCAUUCCUGCUGACUGGUUAUGACAUUCAUCGUGGAACUGGUUCGAGAUCAAUCAGUGGUAUCGCUCGUUUAGAUGGAAUGUGCGAUCCGUGGAAUACGUGUACCUUGGCUGAAGGUCUUGACUUCACUUCAGCGUUUAUUGGUACGCAUGAACUUGGCCACAGUGUUGGUAUGCGCCACGAUGAGCCUUAUUGUCCAUCGAAGCACAUCAUGAGUUCUUCGUUGGGUCCUGGCAAGGUGACCUGGUCUACAUGUUCUCUCAGAGACUAUCACACAUUUUUGCAAAGACUUGAUAGUCGAGGAAAGAACUGCUUACGUGUAUCAAAUCUUCCACAAACACUAACGAUGAGAACUGAUCAGAAGCCUGGCCAAAUCUAUGAUGCGAACACUCAGUGCAGAAUGAUGCAUGGACCAUCUUAUCAACAGGUCACUAAAUGA
Messenger RNA from Anisakis simplex (herring worm), 1284 nucleotides. The record is from the annotation of a GenBank genome assembly. Lineage: Eukaryota; Metazoa; Nematoda; Chromadorea; Rhabditida; Anisakidae.